AUGGGAGCAGUGGAAGCAGCCUGAGCAUUUCAGCGGAAUUAUUUGGCAAAAGUCAAUAAUGGGACGAAUGAUUGUGAAUUGGGGCAUGGAAAAGUGAACUCCUAAUGGGAUCCUCCUUUUAAUCAUUUACUUUAAAGACUUUACUUUUGUUAUCUGGUAUUGCAGUUACGGUAAAACCCGUUAGAUUGGGGUAGGAUUUUUAUGAAGAGUUCAAAACUGAAUGGAGGUUCUUGCACUUUAUUUCUAAACAACCUUUUUAAAUAUUUUACCAAUGGUUAAAAAUUAAUCACAGACAAAUACCGAAGGCUAAAAAGAAUCAGACACCAAGAAUUUCCUGUAGCAAGACAGACAAAAAUUCAUCAUGAAAUUAUUACUAGUACUAUUACUCUUUGUUUUUUCAUGGUCCUUCUUUUGUAUUUGUCAUUCCCAGUACCAAUUUAGACACGACGAAGAUGACGUUCAGCAAGAGAGGUCUCCGAUAAAAGAAUCUAAGGAAGUUCAGCAAGAGAGGUCUUUGAUAAAAGAAUGCUUAAAUAAUAAGUACACACAUAACUCUUGUAAGAAAGUUUUCUGUAACGCAUGGCAGAGAUGUGUUGGAGGAAAUUGUAUUUGCAAGCUUCCCUACCAAUGCCCAAAGAAUACCACCUCCGUUUGUUCUACCAAAGGAAGGACAUUCCAUAAUUAUUGUCAGCUAAAGGCCUAUGAAUGCCAGCACCCACAAGAGAAGUUUCGGAGUAAAUCAAGAUGCAUGACUUCAGAAAAAUUUGAAGUUUCUUUGGACUAUGCAAAUUCACAAUCAGAGGGUCUUAUUCAAGUGGAGCUUGUGAAUCAUACUGAGAAGUUAUUUGUAUGUAACGAGUGGAGUAUGAAUGAAGCAAAUGUUGUCUGUGUACAUCUUGGUUUUACAAAAGGUGCUGAACAUCAUGAAAAAAUGUUUGCAGUUCCAGAAUCUGCCUCAACUUCAAGUCAGUGUCUUCAUGCUACUUGCAGAGGGCUAGAGACUAGCCUGGCGGAAUGUGCUUUAAUUAAGAGACCAAAUGUUAAUAGUAACAGGACUGUUGCUAGCAUCGUGUGCCAUACAAAAGACAGAGAAUGUCAAUCGAAUGAAUUCGAAUGUGUCAAUAAGAAAUGCAUUCCUUUGACUGAAACCUGCAAUGGAAUCAAUGACUGUGGAGACCUAAGUGACGAAUUGUGCUGUAAAGAAUGCAAAAACAACAGUUUCCACUGUAAUUCAGACGUGUGUAUUCCAAAAAAGUACGUCUGUAACAAGGAAAUAGACUGCCUGGCAGGAGAGGAUGAAUCGCGAGCUCAAUGUGGAGAUGAUCAAAAGCCAAAGCCAGAAGAUCCAGGUGAUCAAAAGCCAACGCGACAAUUUUUAGCGCGUACAAGUAUUGAGGCUAACUAUCAAGAACAAAAAUAUAUCUCAGAUUACAAUUUGGAUGAAACCCUACAUGAGCAAAAGCCAAACCCUGAAAUUCCAGAACUAAGCGUCGUCAUCCCAACUUCUAAUAUUGAUGAAGAAAGAAAAAAAUUUAAGACCUUGUUGCCUCAUUUAAACUGUGGUGUUACAAGCCACCCACUAACUCGACGGAAGCGUAUCAUAGGAGGAAACACUGCUAGAAAGGGUGAAUUCCCCUGGCAAGUGGCAAUUAGAGAAGGUAGUGGUGCAGUGAACUGUGGAGGAAUUUAUAUCGGUGGCUGUUGGAUUCUCACUGCUGCACAUUGUGUCAGGCAAAGUCGAGUUAAUCAGUAUUUGAUAUGGACCGCAAUAUUAGAUACAAUCCACUUUAAUAAUGAGACAAAUACUUUCAGAGUAAACCAAGUGAUAAUCCAUGAAAACUAUAAUGCCUCAAACUAUCAGAAUGAUAUUGCUUUGCUGGAGAUAAAAAGUAAUGACAGAGGAAAGCCAUGCUCACUAGCACACAGCAUACCUGCCUGCAUUCCUUGGUCAGAAUAUUUGUUCCAAGCUGGACAUCAAUGCAAGGUUUCUGGCUGGGGACUAGCAGAGGGUUAUACCAAACAGUUUGUUCUUCGAUGGGGCAACAUUCAUUUAUUUCCAAACUGUUCAGAAAUCUAUAAAGAACGCUUUUUUAAAGAGAUGGAAUGUGCAGGUACUUUUGAUGGUUCUAUAGAUUCCUGUAAAGGUGACUCAGGAGGACCCUUGGUUUGUCUGGAUUCAAAUAACCGGGCAUAUGUGUGGGGCAUUGUGAGUUGGGGUGAAAAUUGCGGAGUUCAAGGAUACCCUGGAGUUUACACAAAAGUAGCCAGCUACUUUGAGUGGAUUAGUCGUCAUGUGGGAAGGUCCCUUAUUUCUGUAUACAAUAUCUGAAGCUUUGGGAAGCACAUACUCCUUUCUAUUGCCUACACACAUGAAAAUGAAGAUUAGUUCUACUUUAGGAUCAGCGGCUUUAUUACAUACAUUUGGAAUCUCGCAGUGAACUAAUUUCAGUAUAAAACACUUUCAACAAAAAUCAUUACAUUUAUAGAACACUAAUAACCUUUUCAAAAAUUUGCUAAUUUUUAAAAAGGCUCUUAGUGUUCUACAAAUUAAUUAUUUUUAUCUCAAGCAUUUUAUACUGAAAUUAGUUCACUGCAAGAUUCCCUGAUAAAUGUAUGCUUACUAUAUGGAAAUUAAAACAUCUGAUAUUUGGGGAAAGGGGAAUAUAUAUUUCAUCUUGUAUUUGCAUUGGCAUGUCUGUUAAAAUGGAAAAUUAUGCUGAAAGCAAGGAAUAAAAAACUGAAUACAUGCA
Molecule: messenger RNA, 2750 nt
Organism: Pelodiscus sinensis (Chinese soft-shelled turtle)
Lineage: Eukaryota; Metazoa; Chordata; Testudines; Trionychidae
Source: RefSeq, a predicted model, not a curated record